GCAGCAACACUAAAGGAGACUAAAACAGAAAGGUUGGUAGCCGCGGGGAUGAGUCGGAUCGCGCUCGUCGUCGGCUUGUUGGCGUGGGGCGUGCUCGCAGCCUGCGCCGCCAGCAAGGACGGCUUCAACCUGUACAAAGAUUUGCUUCGGGGAAAAAUAGACGCUGAUGAGCCACCCGAAGAAAACGAAAAUUCACCAAAACUUGUUUAUUUUUUCCGCACACCUGUCUCGAAAGAAAAUGAGGGUCAAGCUGGCAGCCCCUUCGCGCCUGGGCCCGAGGACUACCUGGGCGAGCCGUGGAGCAAGAGGGGGCCCGGCUCGGUGCUGACCUGGGUGCUGUCGUCCAGGCAGCUGGGGGUGCGACCGGACCUCCGGCAAGCACUCCUGGUGAACAUCGCUGCAGAUUAA
Bacillus rossius redtenbacheri is the source of this 408-nucleotide messenger RNA. RefSeq lists its product as uncharacterized. The coding region runs from base 49 to 408 and encodes 119 amino acids. Lineage: Eukaryota; Metazoa; Arthropoda; Insecta; Phasmatodea; Bacillidae. The transcript is spliced from 6 exons. The record is from RefSeq and is a predicted model, not a curated record.